Molecule: messenger RNA, 828 nt
Organism: Colletotrichum truncatum
Lineage: Eukaryota; Fungi; Ascomycota; Sordariomycetes; Glomerellales; Glomerellaceae
Source: RefSeq, a predicted model, not a curated record
AUGAGCGAAGAAAGGGACCUUUUACUUCAGCAAAAAUAUGGCCAUUCACCAAAAGAAGGGUCGAGUGAUUUGCCAUGGUCACCAACUUUGUCUCUCCUUCUACGACAUACCUCCGUCCGCUCUUUUCUGCCUGACGCCCUCCCCGCCGGCACUUUAGAGAUCCUGAUUGCGGCAGGGCAAAGUGCAUCAACAUCAUCAAUGCUCCAGUCUUGGAGUGCCGUGGCGAUAACUGACCCAGCACGCAAGGACGCAGUUGCGACUCUUGCCGGCGACCAGGACUUCAUUCGCCAAGCCCCUUUGUUUAUCCUAUUCUGUGCUGAUCUUAGUCGUCUCGACAAGAUUUCGAAAAGACUGCAAAAGCCUGGGCUGGCGCUCCAAAAGAUGGACUCGUUUCUCAUGGCUACUAUCGACGCUACGCUGGCGGCCCAGAAUAUGGCCAUCGCUGCCGAAUCACUAGGCCUCGGAAUGUGCUACGUCGGGGCCGCGCGAAACAACGCCGCCCAACUCACCGAGCUCUUGAAUCUCCCACCUCGCGCCGUUGCGAUCUUCGGGAUGAGUGUUGGGAAAUCUGAUCCGGAAUCCUUGAAUACUGUCAAGCCCCGGUUGCCUAUAGACGAAGUACUUCACCGAGAGGUUUGGAACGACGAAGGACAAGAGGAACGGGUUUCUUCAUAUGACAAAGCUCUAAACUCGUUCUAUGAGAGUCAAAAUAAGCUCAACAGGGAGCCAUGGAGUUCCUUUGCUGCCUCUGCCAUGGCAAGCGAGAAUUUAGACGGCAGGGAACGACUUCGAGGGGUCCUUGACGCUCAAGGGUUCGGUUUCUCGUGA